Messenger RNA from Etheostoma cragini (Arkansas darter), 7083 nucleotides. It is a transcript of the gene bcor, whose product is annotated as BCL6 corepressor. The record is from RefSeq and is a predicted model, not a curated record. Gene Ontology annotation, molecular function: protein binding; transcription corepressor activity. Bases 955 to 6456 code for a protein of 1833 amino acids. The transcript is spliced from 13 exons. Gene Ontology annotation, biological process: negative regulation of transcription by RNA polymerase II. Lineage: Eukaryota; Metazoa; Chordata; Actinopteri; Perciformes; Percidae. Gene Ontology annotation, cellular component: nucleus.
AGCCAGUGCUGUGCGCUGGAGGCUUAUGGUAAUUGCGGUCUCCCGACUGGCCUUCUGGGUAGAGUCUGCGCGAGUGGGAGUGGAGCGAGUCUCUCGGUCUCGGCAGCCUUCAUCCAUUCUGUGCGGCACUCCCCGUACAGCUCCGCGCGUCCUCGGUGCGAACCGGGGUGUUCUCUACGCUUCUCGAACAAGACGCGGGACGAAAAGCUACACGGAAUAACCUUCGGCAAACCUUACGAGACACAGAAUCCGCUAUCGGAGAGGACAUGGAGUGACGAAGAGCGGGAGAAAGGGGCUUUUUCCGAGGACGGCGUGCUCCGCUGAAACCCAACAUGGCGCUGCUGCGAGAUACGGCAGAGCUGAAUUAAUUUCUCCGCGAGUCCGCCGACCUCGCCACCUGUAUCCUGUGGGGGCCCGGGCCGCACGGCGCAUUGGCUCUCCGAAUGAAAGGACCGUCACGGAUUUUCUUUUGUGGAUUUCUCUACAUUCUGACGUGUGUUUUUCCUCCGCGCAGGAUCUUUUUGGUGCUUUCUGGCAACACAAGUGACAUUUGCAGCAGCAAAAAAAGUCAGCUUGAAAUAUAGGGUAAUGGAUGAGAGUUGCCUGUAGACAAUAGAAUAAGGACCGAGAGGUUUAUACGUAAGACUUGUUUUGUUUCUUGACAAGUGGAUAACCUGUUUGACACUUUUAGUUGUGUUUAUUUUUUUUGGCUGGGAUUGUGUGUCUCCAGCAGACGGGAUCGUUGGAUCGUAACCGGGCUAGUCUACGCACGCACGGAUCGCUGUCCCUCUAGUUAACUUGAAAAAAAAACAAACAGGAAAAAGGCGUGAGUUGGGGCGCACGGACAACGGCUGGAACUAGCACCAAUUAACCAGGGCAACAUCUGUUCGUGAUGUUGAUGCUGAGACACAAACCAACCUGGAACUGAGACAAGGGAACCACAUCACACAAAACAUGGUGGAUGCAAGGUUGACGCCCCUGGCAGCGAUGGGGCUGGACCGAGGCACUCUGAUGCACGAUGGUCUUCGUCUCCAUGGUGGGGUUGUAUACCCAGGCAUCAGGGCACUACCAGUGGAUAAGAGCCGAGAGAUGCCCUCCCUCACUUAUAACAGGGAUGGUCUCCCAGAGCUCAUUUACAAGCCUGAUGGCCCUCUGGACAGCCGUAAGCCUACGAAUGGAUACCUGGGCCUCUACAAGAGCACCCCUUCAGGUCUCCACAAGCCUGUGCUGGUUCCUGGAGCUGAAGGUCUAGGCCUGGAACGCAGAGUUGGGCCUGGAGAAAAGGCAUCUGAAUUGGGCUUGGCAGGUGCUGGUGGCAGCUACCUCCGCCUGCCGUGGCUCAGCCCCUACCAUGAAGCGAGCAUGUAUUCCUUCAUGGACACAUCCAAGUAUGCGGCUCUAAACAUGUACAAAGCAUCCUUGCUCAGCCAACCUAACCCCUAUCUUCCGCAGCACCUGGCCUACCCUUCUCUGUGUGCAGCACAGGGGGGCAAUGUUAACCCUGCUGCUGCCUCUGCUGCUGAGAGGCUCUACUAUAUGCCCCCCUAUCCUCCUUCUCCCAUCUCUUCUCCCCUGGUUGCGCCCCCUAUGAGGAUUCCUGCAGUCACAGUCGCCCCCACGGCACUGGUACACUGCCAGGACAAGGGGCUCGGUGUUUCGCCUCAGUUUGCACAGCAGCUUCACCAACCUUCCCCUCAUUCUCAGCACCAUCAGGCUGCUAUAGACAGGGACCGGUCCCCAAGCAGGAGCAGCCGACCAAGCAGACCUCCCUCUAGGAAGGGCUCUAGCAGCAGCAACACCAACAAUACCAGUAGCAAUAGCACUAGUGGCGCCAGUACUGGGAAUAACAAUAAUCUGCCUAUUGAUUCUUCACCUCGUGCAUCUUCUCGCCUUCCCCAACCCCCCCCUCCUCCUGCUAACAUUGAAAAUUUACUUGAUUUACAAAGGCCAGUUGCUAGGAUUGGACACCCACCUACCUCCUCCACUUGUUCAAUAUCUUCCUCAUCCUCAUCCACGCAGUCCAUUUCUCAUCCAUUCUCCGUUAGCAGCAUGGCAUCAGAGCAGCCCUCUCCAGCCCGGCCAAGCCCCCACAGAUCUAGGCCAAGAGAUGGGGCACCUGAGAACAGAAGUGUAGGGGUUGAAAAGAGACCUAGCAGGUCACCCUCCAAACCCAAAUUUGAAAGACCAGCUCACCAACCCCAAGCCACCAAAGAUUCAGCAGAGAAGCCCUUGGAUUUAUCUGGAAGAAUGCUGGAAUUUGGGUUGCCCCCUAAUGGAUUCCCAGUUAAGAUGGACACUAUAGCAUCAGGCCCACGUUAUGGACUGCCCUCUAGCCGGGAGCUACUAAAGGAAAACCUGUCCCACUCUCCAUCCUCCCACCUGCACUCUGUGGUCAGCAGCACUUCUUCAAAGGUCCCAGAGAGGCCGGAAAUGAUCAGCACUUUACACUCCUCCUGGGUUGUACCUAACCCGUCUCCUUCCCGUACACAGCACACACCAGGCUUGCCCCCCUCCCCAAGGCCUAAUGCAGACCUGGGCCUUUCACAAACCAAAGGUUCCUCCCCCUCUGUAAUCAAACAUAAGGGUCUGGAGAGAGUACUCCCUCAGCAACGUAGCUCAUCGUGUCCAAGGAUAGGGGAGCCCAACCAUAAUGUUUCUUCAACUCAGCACCCCUCUCUGGUCAGCUCCAGGGCUCUUUCUCCCAAACCCAGUGGGGAGUGGGUCAAACACAGCCCAAGCCAUUCAGAACAUCCAGGCCACAACAGAGAGGGAACAGAGAAAUCCUCCCAGACUACUAAGAGAGGCGAAACGACUCCAGAGGUGUCCUCAUACAAGAGGCCUUGUUUAGAGAAUGGUCACCCUCCUGGCCACCUUUACCUUCCUCAAAGUGAUGCAUACCUGAACCACAGUUUGGCUUAUGCCAAUAGAUACCUGCACUACCCUAUCCCUGAUGGCAUGUCGCUACACUCCCUGCCAAUUGCAGGGAAAGGCCCAGUCUACCCUCACCCAGUCUUACUGGGUAGCAACAGCCUUUACCCCACCCACUUGGCAGCAAAACACCCUUUACCCUACCACAACUUGCCAGCUGGUUCAGGAGGGGAAUACCUCACUUAUAACUCACAGGAGAUGGCCCAUCCCCUGAUGCAGACUCACUCAGACAAGCUGGCCGAAAGAGGAGAUGCAACUUUGAAGCCCCGGGGACAGGAGAAAACCCGGGGAACUGUGGAAGAAUGCGGUGGCCACAGAGAUCACAACAUUGGAAAAGAGAUGGGCGACGGAAGCCAAAUUAAGUCUGAUAGGGAAACAGGAGCACAAGGACACGGUGGCAAUCAAAGCAAAACUCCUUCCUCUGCAACGUCCAGAGAAAAGAUUGUCUGCAUUGACCUUGUACACUCAGACACAGAUAUUGAGUCUACCCCAACAGUCCACAAACCAUCUGCUGAGUCCUGCAGCAAGGUUAACCAAAAUGAAUGUUGUCAUAGUAACCAAAAUAUGACAAAGACUGACUAUGAGCCAAAACACCAACACCACCUUUCCCAUUCUUAUCUGAUCCACUCCGGACACAGCCCUGCCCUGAAACCCAAUCACACUGAUAGAAAGCCAGAAGCUCCCUUUGGGAAACCAAAGGUUCUCCAGGACAAAGUCUGUCCUGGGGUGACAUCUAGCACAUCCCCAACAUCUCUAGGGAAGUUCACCCAAGCAGAGGAGAGCCUGGAGGAACAGAGCCCCAGCCCAGACCCUGAAGAUCAAGAUCAGAGCACCUUGCGCUGUGCCCGCACAUCUGGGGAACGCAGUUCUGGUAAGGACAAAGGGGACAGAGAUUGCCGAGCUCUUCACUUCUCUCAGCACUACACAGAUGUGGUGAAGGAGGAGAGAGUGUGUGAGGGAGAGACCGAAAAGGAAGACAGUAUUGUUGACUUAGGGGAGUCUCAAGGAGAAGGGGAUGAGGAUGACGACGAAGAUGGCCUGACUUUAUCUAAAGGCUGUCGUAGAUCCAGUCUGGCCAAGAGGAUCGCUAACUCCUCAGGCUACGUUGGCGACCGCUUUAAAUGUGUCACCACUGAGCUGUAUGCCGACUCCAGCAAGCUGAGCCGUGAACAGAGAGCCCUGCAGAUGGAAGUCAUAUCACGAGAGGGGAGUAAUAUAAGUCAACCUGCAGCUAACUGGGAGGUCAGUUCUUUACAUUUCUUAUCACAUCUGCCUCUGAUGGGCUCUGUCUCCUUUGUACUCUGUAUCGCUGCACACUCCUUUUUCUCCCCACUCCCUUCUUUCCUCUCUUUCAUCUCCUCUCUCUGCCUCAGGCCCCUUUCCUUCCUCCCUACCCAUGUUUCCAUCCGUCUGUCUUUGCUUUGCUCAGGUGUCCGGCCAGUGUACGCAAACAACAGAGUUCCAGUCCUCCAGAGGUGUGGGGGCCUGAAUGAGCCUUUGUCCCCAGGGCAUGGGGCUCGAGAGGGGGCCAUAGGUGCCAGCCAAGGAGGGCUAAAUGAUGGAGCCAGGAAGGUGAAGAGGGAGUCAGAAGGAGGUCAUUGUUUACCCCCUACUUUGACACCGGCAAAAGGAUACAUUGAGGAGAAGGCCAGCUCUGGCUUUGGACCCACCAGGAAACGCCAGCUCUGCCUCAAGGCUGAAAAAGAGGACACUGAGUGGGAGGAAGGAGAGAGGCUGUCCCACCCAGAGAAAAGAGCAAAGAUUUCUACUGAUGAGAGUGAGCAGCCCAGUCCUGACGAAGAUGACGACGAGGUUCGGAAGCUCAAGGUCUGCAUUGAGCUGAAGGGACUGCGACUCAGCAAGCCCGCUGCCGGCGCAGCUUCCCCUGACGCGUCACUAAUCAAACAGGAGAGAGCAUGGCCCCAGCCCCGAUUAGUAGCCCCGGUCCAGAGCCUACGGGAACGCAAGAUUAGGCCUGGUGAGCCAGAGGACAGAGCCGCAGCGCAUAGAGCCGAGAUCAACAGGAAAUGGGGCUGCGAGAAGCUUCUUAAUGGAGUAGCUACUUCUCCCCUUCCCCCCAGCCAACUGAAGGACAGAGCGCUACCGCCGGGCUCCUUCUCAGGUGACCAUGGCCUUAAAGAGCCCAGGAGGGUCCCCCCAUCUCUGGCCCCAGAGCCGUCCAUGGGAGGCUCCCCUCCCAUCAAACCCCGUCGCCAUAGUGACACAGACAAACCCAAGGGCAAGCGGCCAUGCAAAACCAAACACACCAGUCAGAGGGAGCGAGAGCGGGAGAAAAGGAAAGAAGCCACAGCUAACAGCCCAGGCCAGCGUUGUGUGGCUGAUCAGGGAGCAGCUGAAGAUGACAAGCUGAGUGAGCAGCGUGGCGCUCCGAGGAAGGGAGCCGCCUCUCCUAAUCAUUAUCCCUACUCUCCAGUCAAGCCCUGCUCCCCCGCCACGCUCUGUCCGCCUUCCCUGCAGCCCCAGGCUAACGGCAGAGCUGGCGGUGUGCCACCAGAGGUGGCGGGGGUGCACAGGACCCCCCCUGCUGAGCCCCCCGCUGUUCGUCCGAUCCCGCCGGAGGCUCGUCGGCUGAUCGUGAACAAGAACGCCGGAGAGACUCUGCUCCAGAGAGCUGCACGGCUCGGCUACGAGGAGGUUGUACUGUACUGUCUGGAGAACAGAGUAUGCGAGGUGAAUCACAGAGACUAUGCCGGGUACUGUGCCCUCCAUGAGGCAUGCGCACGUGGCUGGCUCAGCAUAGUCCAACACCUGCUGGAUAACGGGGCCGACAUCAACUGCAGUGCACAGGACGGCACCAGACCAAUUCACGAUGCUGUAGAGAAUGACCACCUGGACGUUGUGAGAGUCCUGCUGUCUUACGGUGCUGACCCCACCCUGGCCACAUAUUCUGGCCGUGGCCUGCUCAAGAUGACACACAGCGACAGCAUGGAGCGCUUCCUCACUGAUUAUUUUGCUGACCUUCAGGGCCGUUCAGAUGACGACCCGGGGCUUUAUUGGGAAUUCUAUGGCAGCGCUGUGUGUGAGUUGAGCGAGGAGGGCGGUGUCUAUGACAUCCUGGCCGACCCUCCGGGCCCAGAGGAUGAGGAUGAGGAUGAUAAAAGGGAGGUGUUUGAGUUUGAGUUCUCUGACCGCCCUCUGCUGCCUUGCUACAACAUUCAGGUGUCCCUCUCCCAAGGGCCAAGAAACUGGCUGCUACUGUCAGACGUGCUUCGUUGGCUGCGGAUGUCUGGUCGCGGGUUCCGACAGGCUUUCCCCCACAUGGAGGUGGUGACAGUGGCAGAGGCAGAGUUUUACCGGCAGGCCUCUCUGUCGCAGCUCUUCUCCUGCCCAGAGGAGCUGGAAGGCUUCCAUGCAGACAGUAAGGACCUGUUGGACCUGGUGGAAGACAGCGGUGAGCUGGCUGCUCUUCUGGGCUCCACACUGGAGUGUCUUGACGACCGCUGGGACCACCCAGGGGACAAACUGAAGGACAAAAUCAAGGCCAUUGGGAAGUUGGGCUCAUCCUGACCCUUGGAGACACUAAACCCAGACCUUAAUCCUUUACGACUGCAGUUUGCUUACGAACCAACCAGGGGUAGUGAUGAUGCCUUAGCCUGACUCUUAGUUUGCACGCUUUGACCCUGCUUUGGACCAGCGCUGUACAGAUGGACUGACAUGCUGGCUGAUCGGGCUGCUGAAACGUUUCCCUCCGUUAACUGAGAAUCAAUACAUUUGUGACUCAAUAGACUUAAUAAUGGUCUUAUUUUUAUAAAUUAAUAUAUGUAUAAAUAAAUAAAUAUAUUAUAUAUAUAUAUAUAAAUAUAUAUAAAAUAUCAAGAGAUUUCUUUUUUUGGGGGAUGUUGCUCACGACUUCUCUGAAAGAUUUUGUAUGGCAACAGAGUGUAGUCGUGUUGUCAGUGAUUGGAUGGAGUGUGUGAACGCGCAGCACAUUGUGCAUGUGUGUAGCUGUACAGGAUAGUACUGAGACUGUGCUAUUGAAUGUGGUAUUUGUUUAUAGGAAGCACAUGAUGUCCUGUUUUAGUCUUUUUUCUUUUUUUUUCUCCUCAGACUUUAGCGCUCGCUUGAGCCUCAGGCUAUUUUGUUGUAUCUUUUUUUAAUGUUUAAAAUUUGCUUCCUGUUUAGUCUGUAAGUUAA